UGUCAUCGCUGUCAUUUGUCUUGACGUGUAAGCGCAUCUGUCUGUGAAAUAAAUUCGCUUGAAAUUCACUGUUUUCCAAUUUAUAAAUGAUGAUAAGGAAAAAAUAAGUGUAAUAAAUCGUUUAUAAAGACGUGUAUAUUGUUAUUAGUAAUUUAGAGGACUUCUUUAACCAGCGAAAUGGUUUUAAUGACGAUGAUCGCCCGAGUUGUGGACGGGCUGCCUCUAGCGGCUACUAUGCAAGAUGAUGAACAGAGUGGUUGCAACGUAUUGGAGUAUCAAAACCAAGCAAAAAUGCUGUUUAGAAAGCUAACCCCCCAGUCGCCAAUACGAUGCUCCAUCGAAACUGGGCCUUUUCUCUUCCACUACUUGAUAGAGAAUGAAAUUUGUUACCUAGUAUUGUGUGAGCGAAACUACAGUAAACGACUUGCAUUCAGUUACUUAGAAGAAAUUGCACAAGAGUUCUACCAUCAAUACGGAAAAAGGGUGAACACAGUCACGAGGCCUUACACGUUCAUAGAGUUUGACACGUGGAUGCAGCGGACACGCAAGCAGUAUGCGGAGGGCGGCGCGCGGGCGCGGAAGGCGGGCGCGACGGCGCAGCUGGGCGGCCAGCUGGGCGACGUGCAGCGCAUCAUGAUGCAGAACAUCGACGACGUGCUGCAGAGGGGCGCCAUACUCUCAGAGCUGGACACAAAAACGCAGAAGCUAUCAAUGAUGUCACAGAAGUACAAGAAAGAUGCAGUAUAUCUCAACACAAAGUCUAUGCUAGUGAAAGUUACUGCUGGGGCAGUCAUAUUGCUUGUAUUCGUUUUGUACUUCUGGAUUCUUUAGAAGGCGACCAACCCACAUGAAUGGACCUUAGAAAUUUUUCCUGUUAUUCUACCAAAUUUGUUAUGGAAUUUUAUUUAUAAAUAUCUCAGAUAUACGAAAAAAGAUAGAUAGAAGAGAUUAAAAAAUAAUCUUUGUGGACACAUCAGUAGGCUUAGUACGAGAUUUCACAUGUUGAAAACAUUGAUAUAUUUCGAGUAUCGAAACAUUAAAACGUCAAAGUAAAAAUAGACGGUAGACCUAAACCUUAUAGAUAAAGCUUAAGUUUGCCCAUACAUCUAAGUGCAAACUUUGCGAAAUAGAAAUUGGUAGUUCUGAAACCAUGAAGACUUACAUCUAGCUUUUUCCUUAUAUCUGGGUAUAAUAAAUACUUUGACUUCUAAUUUACGACAUGUUACCAUGAAUGAUUAUAUUUUUGUUGAAAGCUAGCUGAUGCCCGCGACUUCAUUCGCUUGUAUUUAGAUUUUUGAAGUCCCCCAAAUUUUUUAUUUUAUGGGAUAAAAGGUAGUCUAUAUCACGUCAAAAUCGUGUCGAUCAAUUGCUCCAUUUAAGAAGGAACAAUAAACCAAGGAAAGAUAAACUUACAGACACACUUUCACAUUUAUAAUAUGGGUAGUGAUGAUAUUCAAUUCUGAUUUGCUGAGUGUUUCUUAUUUAUUAUUUAAAAAUAAAAAGAUAAUAUUGAAUUUAAUGGUAACAUAUUAUUAGUGCUUAUUUUGUAAAAACUAAAAUUGUUGGUAUCUAGUAAUUUAUCUUGUAGUUAUAAUCUUACUUCUAGAACUUAGACCCGUUUUUUAUGAUGUCCAUCACAUAUUUGGUACAAUACAAAUCCAGUUAGGUUUAAAGAAUCUUGCUGACUGACUUUCUGUUUCCUUGUAAAAUAAUAUACCCAUAUGCAUUCCAUUGCAAAAUUAAAACACAAACCAUAAUAUGCUGCUUUCAAAUUAUAUAUAAUGUGAAUAUUGGUGUAGAAAUUAUGUUAUUAUUUAGUUUGUGAAAAUCACAUCAUAUAAAAUACCAUCUCAUAUUGCACGAUCCAUUAAAAAUAUGUGUGAAUUCAAAAAACACAUUGUCAUGAUCACAGAACAAAGUCCAUUCAGAUAACUUCUACAUUUGGAUAUGAAAUUAGCAAUCUAACAUAUUCUUAAAACAGACCUUGUAAUGUUUCAUUGCUACAGAUUUUUGAUAUGAAAAAUUUACAAAAAAUCCAUAAUGUUCUCAAGGGAGUGCGAAAUCUUCCAAUCCACACUUGACUAGUCUGGUGGACUUAUUCUGAGAGAUCUGUGAUCAGUAGUGAGCCGGUAACAGGAUGAUGAUAAUUAUGACUUCACAAAAUGCAGAUUCCUAAUUUUUUAUUACCAUGAUGACAUAGUACUAACUUAUCAGCUUAAUAAUAAUUGUUGAAAUAAGAUUUUUAUAUGCAAUAAAAUGCCAAUCAUUUUUUUUAUUAUUAUAAUAUUGAUAGUGAGGUGGUGAGGGAGUGUUGUAAAUGUUAAUGUCUUGUUGAUAAUUGUAUUUAUUUAGGAUGUAAUAAAUAUGUAUUCUUUCCAAAAA
Messenger RNA from Maniola jurtina (meadow brown), 2382 nucleotides. RefSeq names its product vesicle-trafficking protein SEC22b-B (gene Sec22). NCBI's taxonomy places the organism in Eukaryota, Metazoa, Arthropoda, Insecta, Lepidoptera, Nymphalidae. Bases 178 to 831 code for a protein of 217 amino acids. The transcript has 5 exons. Gene Ontology annotation, molecular function: SNAP receptor activity. The record is from RefSeq and is a predicted model, not a curated record. Gene Ontology annotation, cellular component: ER to Golgi transport vesicle membrane; endoplasmic reticulum membrane; SNARE complex. Gene Ontology annotation, biological process: endoplasmic reticulum to Golgi vesicle-mediated transport; retrograde vesicle-mediated transport, Golgi to endoplasmic reticulum; vesicle fusion with Golgi apparatus.